AGGUUGGUGACAUGUAGCAACAUGAGUUGGCAGGUAAACCGAAUAGGACUGGGACCACCGAAUAUUUAGUUGGACUGAACGUUGGGUCAACUUCAUCUUUCCCAAUAUAUUUCCCUCCUACAGUCCAACUUUCUUCUAAAAAAAAAAUAAUUAAACCGUCAUUUACACCCGUCAUUGACAUAAAAAUGGGGCGAGUUCGUUCGUUCGUUCAUAGUUGCACUGACACUGACGAUGGCCAUUGAUUGAACGUCUAGUAUGACCGUUGACCCCAAAGAAAUCGUUCGCAAAGGCUACGACGCUAUUUCGCAUUUAUACUGCCGUGACAACUAUGAGGGUGAAGGGUCGAACCAGAAAAUGUGGGUAUCGCAACUCCUCGACAUCUUGCCUCCGCCGCCGGCGCAAGUCCUUGAUCUCGGAUGUGGAUGCGGGGUCCCUGCAUCACGCGAUCUGGCUCUCGCGGGAUACACUGUUACAGGAGUGGAUAUCAGCAAAGUACAGAUAGAACGUGCGAAGAAGCUUGUCCCUCAAGGGACAUUCAUCCAGAGCGAUAUUUCAUCAGAAAGUCUCGCUGAUAUUCUACCGCCAUCUGCGCAAUUCGCCGCGGUGAUCGCGCUCUAUGUGCUCAUACACAUUCCUAUCGAGGAACAGCCCGCUUUGAUAAGACGGAUUGGAGAGUGGAUCCAGGAAGGAGGAUACUGUGCGAUGGUUGUUGGUAUCAGACCGUGGACCGGUGAAGUGGGUGGUUGGCUGGGGGCUUCUGAAGAUGUGAAGAUGUGGUGGUCACAGGCGAGCGUUGAUGAUUAUAGGAAGUGGUCAAAGGACGCAAGUUUUGAGAUUGUACGGGAUGAGCAGGCGAAAGAUCUCAUGCCCAAUGAUUCUGAAGUGGCAGAGCACCAGUUUCUGUUGCUUAAAAAGCAUAGAGUCGAGCCUAUGGCUAACCUGUAAAGAGCGUUCCUCAAGCAGUAACAUAUCUGUU
Serpula lacrymans var. lacrymans S7.9 is the source of this 976-nucleotide messenger RNA. RefSeq lists its product as uncharacterized. The record is from RefSeq and is a predicted model, not a curated record. Lineage: Eukaryota; Fungi; Basidiomycota; Agaricomycetes; Boletales; Serpulaceae. The transcript has a single exon. The coding region runs from base 256 to 945 and encodes 229 amino acids.